AUGGAAAACUCUUCUAAUAAUAAGCGGGAUACUUCACCUACGCCACCUUCAUCCCGCCGACGAACCCCUUCGAAUUCCAGCAUCCUAUCCAAGUUCCCCUUUUUAAGAACAUCCCCCGAAAAACGACAUGAACAAUCCGAACAUGCAAUUGACGACAAUGCUAUCCCGGCUUCACCUCGCCCAGCCGCACGACCGUCAGCGAGUGUGAUACAGUACCAAAGAACUCGAAGACGAAGAGGGUCACUUAGGAAAGCGGCGCUGCUUGGUCGAGGAGCACAACGUGAACGUAGGGAGAGCCGGCCGUUGAGCAUUGACACUUCACAUGCUGCUGCGUAUGGUCUCGACCCUAAUGCUUUAAAGACGGAAAGUCCAUCAUCGAUAGAUUCGUUGGACUCGAAUGCUGCGUCGGCCAAUGCUCAACGGAACCUGGUCAAUGGAUUCACCCCUCUCCCGGGAGGACUUGGGACAGUACCAGUACUUCCUCAGAAUGGAACAGCAUCACAAACAACUCGUCCAAUAUCACUUGCGGAUCAAGAUGGGGCAUCUUACACAUCAACGGACGAAGAAGAUAUGCUCCAGAUACCGGGCAGCUCGUCGACAAUUCGACAGGGCUUAUCUGUGUCUUCUGGACAGGAUUCAUACUUUAAUAGUCUAGGCUCGGCCUCAUCCCACGGACGAAGGCGUCCCGUGAACCGGGCAAAGUCCCCAUUAUCAUUCAGCGGUCUUUCAUCCAACACACUCCCCGCUCACGAAGACUGGGACUACGCGGAGACAGAAUGGUGGGGAUGGGUUGUCCUAUGCGUGACAUGGUUUGUGUUCGUUGUAGGAAUGGGAUCAUGUCUUGAUCUCUGGAGCUGGGCAUGGGACGUGGGAAAGACGCCGUAUGCGCCGCCAGAGUUCGAGGACGACGAUACUCUACCAAUCGUGGGGUACUAUCCGGCGUUGAUCAUCCUCACAGGCGUUAUGGCUUGGGUAUGGGUUGUCGUCGCUUGGGUUGGUAUGAAGUAUUUCCGGCAUGCCAAAAUUAGCGGCGACUAA
Molecule: messenger RNA, 1038 nt
Organism: Fusarium mangiferae
Lineage: Eukaryota; Fungi; Ascomycota; Sordariomycetes; Hypocreales; Nectriaceae
Exons: 1
Coding region: 1-1038 (345 amino acids)
Source: RefSeq, a predicted model, not a curated record